AUGUUACCUCCAGGUGGUUUAAUGGAAAUUGUUUUCUCCUUCGAUACAACUGGUUCCAUGGCUAGUUGUUUGAAUGAAGUGAGGGGCCAUAUUCAGAACAUGGUAGAGCGUCUGCAAGCAGAUAUUUCAGGAAUCAGAAUGGCAGUAUUUGCCCAUGGUGAUUACUGUGAUAAAUCUAACUAUAUCACCAAAUUUAUAGAUUUUACCACUGAUGUUAAGAAAUUAACUGAUUUUGUGAAGACAACGGGAAGUACUGGUGGUGGUGAUACUGAUGAGUGUUAUGAAUUGGUAUUAAGACAAGUGAGAGAAGAAUUAUCUUGGACUCCUGGUUCGAGAAGAUCUCUAGUAUUAAUUGGUGAUGCCCCUCCACACGAACCUACCUAUCCUCUGAAUAAACUGAAAAUAGACUGGAGAGAGGAGGCUGAUUUGCUUGGAGAAAUGGGUGUUAAAAUUUAUGCAACCCAGUGUCAAGGCUGUCCAACUGCUGCUAAAUUUUACAAAGCAAUUGCAGAAAAGACUAACGGACACCAUUUAAAACUACAAGAAUUCUCUAACGUCUUUGAUUUCCUGAUGGCGGUUGCUUAUCGGGAACAUGGUGAUGAUUUGUUUCAAGUUUAUGAAAAAGAAGUAAGAGGGCGGUGUGAAACGUCUACUGGACUAAAUAAAGAUUUAAAUGAUUUGUUUACGACAUUGAGAAAUGGUGACGUUGUAACAACAGUUGAUGUUGAUACGCCAACAACUACAACAACAUUAAAAACAGCUAAAAAGAGAAAAGCUGACAGUACAACGACAACACCUGCUAAAAAAGCUAAAACGACCAAAACCACUUCUUUGAUUAAAAUUGGCAAACCUACUUUAAAGAAGGUUUCACCGACAAGCAAGCGAAUUGUCAAGAGAGCAAAGAAAACAACCAACCCCAAAUAUCCACUGCUCAGAAGAGAAAUGGUUCCUGAAAAUAAUUUUUAUCUGAAUGAUAGGAACUGGUCUCCAUGGCAGAAAAUUGUAGCCAAAGAUGUUCCAGUGUCAGAUGGAACUCAGUGGCAGAAUACUGGAAUUUAUCACAGAAAGAAGGAAAUAUUCCAUAAUAAUCCUGAUGUUCCGUCUAUCUACGAAUUUGCUGUACAAACCAAACCAAAAGCUAGACGUUAUGUAGUGUAUCACAAAAUGGCCCAUCGUGUUUCUGGAAAAUGGGCUCAACGUUUAUUUGGAGCAAGAAACAUUCGUGAACAAGUUGGUAAAAUAGCACAUCGUGGUUAUUCCUUAUUUAUUAGGAGAUUACCAAUCUCGUCAGAUUCCAUGAAAAGAGACACAAUCAGUGCUUUAAGACGAUAUGAUUAUUCCUGGAACAGAAUCAGGAAUCAAAGAAUCUAUCAAAGAAGAGUUGAAAUUUGUUCACAAACUAUUUCUGAUUGA
Messenger RNA from Lottia gigantea (owl limpet), 1413 nucleotides. RefSeq lists its product as hypothetical. NCBI's taxonomy places the organism in Eukaryota, Metazoa, Mollusca, Gastropoda, Lottiidae. The record is from RefSeq and is a predicted model, not a curated record. The coding region runs from base 1 to 1413 and encodes 470 amino acids. The transcript is spliced from 3 exons.